GAGAGGUGCGUGUUUCAGUGGAGCUGGUCUCCACUAGACUGCAUAUUCAGGGGACUGGGAACUUUGUCUUACAAGAAAACCAAGGGGGAAAAAGUGGGGAAAGAGGACUAUCAAAACAUUUCCUGCCUGGAGAGGCAGCAGCUCUCUAACUUGUGAGGACUGAGAUCUGAACCCUCCAAAAACUUCUGCUGGUGCUCCAAAAUCUGCAAGUGGGCUUUCAGCAGGGACGAAACAGAGUGAUAAACUUCCACUGGAGUUCCAGGAGGUUGUGUCACUGAAGGAAAGGAUGGCUUUGUAUCAGGCAGCUGUAUCCAAAGCAGAGAUCAGCAACUCCUCUACUAACGCUGUUGAGGAGGCAGAGGCUUACAGGAUACCAGGAGGCUUAGCAAGUGUGAAGAACCAAUUUGAGAAGGGAGAAGCAAGCUCAACUCAGAGUGCUCAGUACCAAUAUCAGCACAAGUCUGUACAGAAGGUGACGAGCCGAAGUCAAGCCAAGAUGUCAAGCAGCAGCAGCACAGAAACCCAAGUAAAUGAGUUGACCUCAGGAGCAACACAGCUGGAGGCCUUUCAAUCGGAAACGGUUUCUCAUCAAGAGCAAGAAUCCACUGAGAUUAAGAAGACUUCUAAUGUUACUCAGAGUGCUGAUAAACCAGAGGUCAAUGCUGCCAUGAAUGAGGAGAUUCCAAAGAUUUCUGCACAAUCCUUAAAACAGCACUUUGAAAAAACAGCCCAAGGAAAGACAUUUCUUUCUGGCCGAGAGAGUGGAACGCCUGCAAAACAGAUCAAGAUUGAAAAGGAGUGUCAAGAAAUGGUCUGGCCUUCUUCAGCCGUUUCCUCUUCUGCUGAAGCUGUUUCUACAAGCAGACACCAGGAAGCGUACAUGGUGAGGAAAACCGAGUACAGAUCUGCUGCCUCAGCAGCAGCCUGCUACACCUCUCCUAAGUAUGGAAGUACAGAGGAAUUUCCUCCUCCACCAUCUCCAGACUUACUACAGGCGCCAUCUGAAAUGACAGAGUUUUCCCAGUCCCCUGAACCCUCUCCCUCUCUAUCAAAGCAACCCCUCCCCAAAGAUUUGUAUUCUAAGCAAAGAAACCUUUAUGAAUUGAAGCGUUUAUACAAGCAUAUUCAUCCAGAAUUGAGAAAGAAUCUGGAAAAAGAUUACUUCAAUGAUAUUUCUGAGAUAGUGUCGAGUAGCACUACUGAAACAGAAAGCUCGCUAGCAGGAGAUGUACGUCAGGCUCGGUCCAUCUUUGAAAAUUCAGAAAGCAGCCCUCAAAAGUGCAUGAGCCCAGAAAGGGAGUAUUUGGAAUGGGAUGAAAUUCUAAAAGGGGAGGUCCAGUCUAUGAGGUGGAUCUUUGAGAAUCAGCCCCUGGAUUCAAUCAGAGAUGAAUCUCCUGAUCCAAAUGAUGUUAAAAGCAUCGCAGAUCAAGAAAUAAUUGCAGGUGGAGACGUUAAGUAUACUACUUGGAUGUUUGAAACACAGCCCAUAGAUUCAUUGGGUGCACAUCCUUCAGAGGACCCAGAAAGUGCUGACAGAGUUCCUGAACUAGCUUGUGGAGAUGUCCGCACGGCCACUUGGAUGUUUGAAACUCAGGCAUUAGACUCAAUGAAUAAAAUUCACCAUGAAAAAGAACAAGAAUCUGAUGAAACCUGUAUCAAGGAGAUCACUGGUGGAGAUGUCAAAACAGUGAAGUACAUGUUUGAAAUGCAGCAUCUGGAUAGCCUGGGGCAGCUUUAUUCGGUGGAUGAAACUAAGUUGCUGCAGCUUAGAUCAGAACUAAAGGAGAUUAAAGGGGAUGUGAAGAGAAGUAUAAGACAUUUUGAAACCCUACCAAUGUAUGUUAUUAGAAACAAUUUAGGCCAAAUGCUAGAGAUUAAAACUGUCCAUAGGGAAGAUCUGGAGAGAGGAGAUGUCAGAACUGUACGCUGGAUGUUUGAAACACAGCCUCUAGACAUGAUCAACAAAGAGUCCACGGAAAUCAAAGUUGUCCGUGGAAUCUCCAUGGAGGAAAGCAUCAAAGGUGAAGUGGGCAGGGCAAAAUGGUUAUUUGAAACCCAGCCUUUGGAUACUAUUAAAGAGGAAUCUGAAGAAACGAUUGUGGAGAAAGAAGCCAUUCUAGGCACAGAUGUCUGCAGAAAAUGUUGGCUUUUUGAAACUCAGCCUCUUGAUACCCUGAAAGAAAAUGAAGAUACCAAUCCUUUGCAAUCAGAAGAAAUAAUAGGAGGGGAUGUAAAUACCACUAAACACCUAUUUGAAACAUUGCCAAUGGAUAUGCUAAAAGACAGCCCAGAUGUUGGAAAACUUCCAAAAAUGGAGGCCACUGAGGAAGAGAAAGGGGAUGUGAGGCAUCAAAAAUGGAUUUUUGAGACUAAGCCUCUUGAACAGAUUGGAGAGGAAAGAAAAGAAUUUGUAAGAACUGUGCAACUGGAGGAAAUUGACAAGGGAGAUGUAAGCAGCUGUAGACAUGUAUUUGAAACAUGCCAUUUAAGGAAACAGGAUGACUCGUAUAAAAUUCAAGUUGAAGGUGUAAUGCAAGGUGCAGUCAAAUUAAAUAAAGCUGUUUUUGAAACAACUCCAUUGUAUGCAAUUCAGGAUAGACUUGGGAAAUAUCACAAAGUUAAAACAAUUCGACAAGAGGAGAUAAUUAGGGGGGAUGUCAGAAACUGCAGGUGGCUAUUUGAAACCAGGCCCAUUGAUCAGUUUGAUGAGAGUGUUGAAAAAAUUGAGAUUAUCAAAGGGAUAUCUUCACAAGAAGUACAGUCAGGUGAUGUCAAAACAGCAAAGUGGCUGUUUGAAACUCAGCCUCUUGACUCCAUCAAACAUUUUACUCAUGUCGAAGAUGAAGAAAGUGAAACAGAGUCCAAGACAACAGAAGUUGUCAAGGGGGAUGUGAAAACGUGCAAGUGGCUAUUUGAAACACAACCAAUGGAAACUCUGUAUGACAAAGAAACAGUAGUGUCUGAUAGUGAAGAGAUCCAGAAAGGAGAUGUCAAAACCUGCACAUGGCUUUUUGAAACCCAGCCACUCGAUGCAAUAGGGGAAGACUCAGAAACAGCCAUAAAACUGCACACAGUGGAGCAGGAGAACAUUCAGGGCAGUGAUGUCCGCACAGCAUGUUUCGUUUUUGAAACAGAGAAGCUAGAAAACAUACAAGGAGAAGAAGGUAAAGAAAUCAAGCGGGUUGUAGAAAUUGAUAUCCAGCCUGGAGAUGUUUCUACCAUGAGGUAUAAAUUUGAGAACCAGUCAUUAGACUCCAUAAAUUCCAGUUCAGAAGAGGUUUUGAAGAAAAUUAAAACCUUACAGCAUGAAGACAUACAGAAAGGGGAUGUUUUGCGUUGUUGUUGGCUUUUUGAAAACCAGUCUCUGGAUGAAAUAACAGAGUAUGAAGAAGACAGAACCUCAGUAAAAACUGUGACAGACAUACAGGGUGGAAAUGUGAGAAAAGGAUGCUUUAUCUUUGAGACUUUUUCUUUGGAUCAGAUUAAAGAUGACUCUUCUGGAGAUAUAAACACCAAUAAAACUGUUAGUGAAGAUAAAAUAACAAAAGGAGAUGUGAAAAGCUACAGAAUGCUCUUUGAGACCCAACCACUUUAUGCAAUUCAGGACAGAGAAGGGUAUUAUCAUGAGGUGACUACUGUUAAAAAGGAAGAAGUCAUUCAUGGAGAUGUACGUGGGACUCGCUGGCUGUUUGAAACAAAGCCUCUAGAAUCAAUAAACAAAACAGACAAUGUAUAUGUUAUAAAAUCAGUCACCCAAGAAGAUAUUCAGAAAGGAGAUGUUAGUUCAGUCAGAUACAGAUUUGAAACACAGCCAUUAGACACCAUUUCUGAUGAGGAAAAAACAAUUGUUCCCACAGUUGACAGUGUUCAGGGUGGUGAUGUGAAAGCAAGCAAGAAAUUAUUUGAGUCUGAAGAAGCCCAAGAAAGCAUGUAUGUAAGGACAGUGAGUGUCAGUGAAAUACAGCAUGGCAAUGUUAAGACAUCAACUUGGCUGUUUGAAACCCAUACCAUAGAUGAGAUCAGAGGAGAGGAAUCAGAGUAUAAAGAUGUCAAGACAGUAACAAAGGAGGAGGUGCAAGAAGGUGAUGUUCAGCAUGCAGUGUGGCUUUUUGAAAACCAGCCGCUAGACUCCAUUAAGGAAACUGAUGAAAGCGAUACAAAAAUAGAUAAAGAGGAAAUUCCACAGGCAGACGUUAAAACCACAACAUGGCUCUUUGAAACAACUCCUUUCCAUGAAUUCAAUGAAAGUAAAGUUGAAAAGGAAGAAAUCAUUGGGAAAAGUGUGAAGGAAACUUUAAAGGAACUUUAUUCUCACAAGGUCGUAGAAACACAUGGAAUUAUCUUGGAGUCAGAUGAAAUUGGAGAUGUCAGAAUGGCAAAAUAUAAACUGAUGAACCAGGAGACUCCUGAAAUACAAAAAGAAGAGGUUAUUAAAGGAGACUUAGCCAACAUCAUGUUGAACUUGCUGUCCAAACCCAGCACUGUUGAAAGGGAAAGUAAAGUAAAUGAAGAUGAAAAGGGCAAUGUGAAUUUGACCAAACAGCAGUUGCUGAAUAGAUCAACAGAUGUUCAUAUUGAAAAGGAAGAGGUGGUGAGAGGUGAUAUACAGCAAGCCAUUAAAAACCUGUUUAGUAAGGAUAGCUCUGUAAAACAUGGAAUUUUAAUUCAGGAAAAUGAGAGGGGUGACAUUAACAUGACAGUCUAUUCUCUUUUUCACAAAAAGGAUGAUAAUAACAUUAAGCAAGAUGAAAUUAUUAGUGGUGAUGUAAAACGUACAAUUCACAGCCUUCUCUCUUCUGCCAUGAAUAAUGAAAUAUUAGAAAGACCUAAAAUAGAUGACUCUGAAAGGGGCAAUGUUCAGUUUUUUACAACAUGCAUAGAGGCUGGAGCUCUGGAUUAUCUGAAACACCUCCUGACAGGGACAAAUGAAACAUUUUCCAGAAGGAAUCAAGAAGAUGAGGAGGAAGAAAUAAUUGGUGGUGAUGUUGAAGGGACAAAGCUGUUACUUAAGAAAAAGAAGUCCAAUAUUCAACGGACAGUUAAUGAAGCUGAUAUCAUCCCUGGAGAUGUAUGUAAUGCAGUUAAAAUCUUUAUGACUGAACCACAGACUACAUCUUGUCAUGUAUGCAAAGAAGAAAUUAUAAAAGGCGAUUUGAAGGCAGCUUUAAAUUCCCUCAGCCAGGCCAUAAAUCAAACAACUGUUACAGAGAAGGAAGAAAUUAUAAAAGCUGACAUCCUUGCAACUCUGAAGUCUCUUAAAGAAUCAGCUCAUCAGCUGAAAGAAACAGAAAAACCUGAUGUCAUUCCAGGUGAUAUUAAGCAGGCUAUUGAAUCUCUGGAGAGAGCAAGACACACAAAAAAUGUAAUCUUGAGAGAAGAGGUUGUUCAAGGUGACCUUGAGUCCACAUUGAGGUCUUUAAAAGCAGCUCAGCAGUCUUUCAAGGAAGUAGCUAGAGAGGAAAUAGACAGCAGAGAGAAUCAGACAAUGGAAGGGAGCUUUCUGGAAGGUUCAGCAGAAAGAAAAACACUACAGCACCAAGCAGCCACUCAUAGAAAUUUGAAACAGACCAACAAGAAUCUGUUUAAUCCAUCUCAACAGUUAGUCAAACAUGAAAUUAGUAUAAAUGACAGUUUACAAAAUAAUAUAAACUCUCAUAAGAAACAUCAUGCAGGGAUGAAGUUUGAACAAGAGAGCAUCCUCUCUGAAGGUACGAGAGCAAUCCAUCUGGAUCAGAAAGAGAGCACCAAGGCACAUCCAGCAGAUAAGAAAAAUGUGAAGGGCUUAUCUAGUUCCCAAUACAAAGUCAUGGAAAAAGGAGAUAAGUCUAUAGGUAACAUCAGAGAACAUAACAUUGGCAAAGGAGAAGCAAAGUGUCAUACAGAUCAAUAUAUGAUUGAUCAAUCUGCUUUUUAUAGCAAUGUUCAAAAGAAGGAAAGAAUGGAAAAAUCAGAGGCGAGCAGAAUGAUGAGGAAAGACACUUCAUCCAGUUUUGUACAGUCCGCAAAACAAAUGACUGGAAAGAAACAUAAUAUAUUUCAUGAAAGUAAAUAUGAGAAAUGUUUUGACACAAACCAUCAAGAGGAGACAAAAGAAAAAUCAACACUGUCAACAUGUGAUCAUAGCUCCAGUCACAGAGAAGCAGAGGAACUGGUCAACAUGUCAACCUGCAUGAGUUCCAAAGCAGCUGGCCAUUUUCAAACACAAGAGAUGCAACAUGAUAAAAAACAAUCUCAGGAUUCAAAGGAGGUUUGCAAAGAGAAGAAAAAUAAUGUUAAGGCAAUCCAAGCUGAGGUUUCCAUGGCAUCAGAACAAAAUAUAAAAUCUGAUCAAAAAGUCAGAGCCACACAGGAAAUGCACAGCCAAUUUAAAGAAGCUGAAAGGAAACAAAAGUGUAAUGUUGUCCAGCAAAAGGAGAAAUCCAUGCUGAGGUUCAGGGGAAAGGCUAAAGUAGAAGCUGCACAGUCAGAGUUCAAGGUUAUGGGGGGAAAUCCAGUAAAUCUGAUCAAGAAUCCUAAGGGCCUGGAUAGGUCAGACAUUGAUUCUCCACCCCCGCCGCCACCUCCUCCUUCACCUCCGGUUUCAGUCACUUCCUCCGAUGCUGAAUUACCUCUGCCACCACCACCUCCUCCUCUAACUCAUUUCAUGAUGGCUUCUGACAGGCAAAGUUUUCCUUCACCUCCACCACCCAUAGGGCAGGGCAAAAUGGAGGGUGAGCAUUUUCCUCCCACACCGCCCCCAGUAGAAGACAAAGAUGAAAGUGAACUGGCUUGUGUUCCAUCUCCCUCACCUCUUCCUCAACCCUCAACUGUUCCCCAUCCCAAAGAAAAGAAAGAUAAUUUCCUCAAACAUCUUGACAAAACAUUACAAGCAUCAGUUCAACAUCAUGACAGUCUUAAAGGGAGCAGAGGCCCAUACAUCCGGCAACGCCAACAGAUGAAACCGCAGAAAGAUUUAGAAACAAGCCAGCCUAGAACACCUAGAAAAAUACAGCCAAAUGUUGUUCAGAUAAACACACAAAAUGAUACUAUGAAAAUGGUGGAAGAAAAGACAGAAAGCACAAUGAUGAUGAAGACUGUUAGCCAUGAAAAGAAAGAGGAAGUCUGCACAAAAGUUGAAGAGGUUAUAAGGCCUUCGUCAGUUACAGAAGCAAUCAAGCUGAAGACACUGCCAAUGAAAAGAACAGUUGCAUUUCCAUUGGUUAGGUCUCCUUCUCUUCCAUUAGAGGCAACACAAACAAAACCUAAGCCUUACGUACGAAAAUUUAAAACUCCUUUAAUGAUUGCAGAAGAACGAUACAGACAGCAAAGGGAAGAGAUAGAGCAAAACCAAGCCAAAGAUGUUUCUCUGACAGUUAUGAGAAGAAACAGUGAAACCUGGGGAAGUUCUGUUCAGAAAGAGUCAGAAACAUGUAAUCCAGUCCUAAAUCUAGAAGAACUGCAUCAAACCCCUCUGCAAGGGAUAUUGUUCUCUGCCACGUCAGAGAUGCCCACUGAGCCUGAAUGUCACAGCAAGGCCCAAGUGGGAAGGUCCCAAGCUGAUGAACCACAGCCUAUGCCAAAAGUAGCAGCAGCAGAUCAGUCUCAAGACAUUUUUAAAAUCUCAGCAGAAGAGCACAGUAAAAAAACAACAGUGCAUGAUUUACAAAACCUUACUAAACAUAGUAAAUCUUCCCAGAAGGUAGAGGCCCAGAGAGAACAUACUAUCCACAAGAGAGAGCAAUACCAAAAUGAGGAGCAAUUGCAUAUGUCAAAAGCUAAAACAGUGUCCCCUACUUUCAAAGUCAAAACCAUCAAGCUUCCACCUUUAGAUCAAAGCUUACAUGAAAUCCACAAGGAUUCUGUGGUGCUCAAAAACCAAGAGGGAGCUAGUAUUCAGAAACAACAAAUUCAUGAAAAACAGAAAGAAAACAUAAGCAGUUCUACCGUCAAAAAGCAGAAGACUGCAAAAUCGAAUAGUCUUGUGAAUGUUGAUGAGAUGUGCCUGGAAAAGCCACUUUUAAAGUACACAGAAAGAAAGAAAGAAGUAAAGGACAAAGAAUCCAGUGAAGUGAAACAGAGGUUAGUUCAAAGGCAGGAAAAUGAGAAAGGUAAAAUUAAACAAGAAAAACUCUCUUCAGUUAUGGAAGGAAAACAGAGUCGAGUAAUUGUUUUCCCUAAAGAAGAAAAAGUAACAGUUCAACGAAAUCAAGAAGAGGUUAGCAAUAAAUCAGAAAAAAUGGUCAAGCAAAAGAUAAUUGAUAUACACCAAGAUGCACAGAUGCCUGAACAAGGGAAAACUCUUCUUUGGGAGAAAAACAAGCAAAAUAAACUGUCCCAGGAAAGUUGUAGCCUAAACCAAAAAGAACGUGCUAGGGAAACAACAACCCAUCAGAAAAAAGGCCUUCUGAAAACAACAGAGCCAAUACAAGAGUUUACACCAAAAAAACCAUUAUCAUCCAGUUUACCAAGAGGAUUGCCACAAAGCAAUGAGAAAAGCCCAGUAGAUAUAUUAGAGUUUUUGAGGAAACGUGAGGAGGUACAGCAGGUGUUAUCUAGAGUGAAAGAGUUUGAAACAGAGCCAAAUAAAAAUGGGAUCAAAAUAUUUCAGGCAUUCAUAAAUGUUAUACCAGACUGGCUGAUAGAACAAGAAAAGAAAGAAAGCUUAACCUACAUUGCACAACAGAAUAAUGUAGAGAAGAUGAAAGAAGAAUUAUUGAUUGUUAAGGAGCAAGCUGCCAAAAUGCUUGAAUCAUGUGAAGAUGCCAUCCAGACAGCCAUGAUUUCCAUGAAACCUCUGAAAUCUAGAAAGGACUCUCUUCACAUUGGUGGACCAUCACAGAAACUAGCUAAAGACAGCAUAGGCUUUACCAUGAAAGGCUCACAGAAGAUUAAAGAGACAAUCGGAGACACAAUGGCCCAUCAAGAAAUAAAUCAGAUAGUCAGUGCACAGAGAUUUUCAGAAAUCAGAACAGCUUCACCAUCCCUAAGGACACGAGCACCCUCACCGACAUACAUCACAAUUGAAUCCAGGCGUAUUGAAUCCCCUCUCAGGGAGGUCUUGUCUCCGGUCCAAAGGGAAAGCACUCCAGUUCCACCAUCACCUCCCCCCAGAAGUGCUACACCAACAUCCAAGAUACAUCAACAGUCAGCCCCUUGCCCCUCUCCCUCUCCUCCAAGAAGCCGUUCAGAGCAGCUUGCCAAGCUGAAAGACACAACAGUGAAACUGUCUCAAGGGGCAACACAAACUAGAUCAGUAACCCCAAUUCCUAUCAUAGAGAAAAGAUCAGAGAUUGUUAAAUCUCCUGCAACACUCCGUCGGCAAAUCAAGAUUGACACACGUCAACCUGAUGUUUUGUCUUCAAAAAUGACCCCUGUAAAUGAAUCACAUGUAACUGCUGGCACAGUGAAGAAAACUAAAGAAACUCACGAAGAAUCUGAAACAAACAAAAUGCACAUCUCCCAAAAGAGAGGGAACAUUCCAGAAGGCUCAGGGCCACAAGGACAAAAUGUAGGCUCUGUUUGUUUUACUCAAAAGUUUGAGAUUCCCAAGUCUGAUCCCAAAGGGCUUGUGCAUAGGUAUGAAGCAUCUGAACAGAUGAUUCACAUAAGAAAGGAACCAGAGGUACCUGAAAAACUGGUAAAUGAAAGUGAGGAUAAAAAAGACAUACUCAUAGAAAUGUUUAAUGAUAAGCCAAAAAUGGAGGUGCUAUCCCAGAAUAGGUAUGUAGAAAAUGGUAUAAUCAGUGGCCAAAUUAAGGAAGAAAGGCAUAGGUUUAGCAAGAGUGGAUUUGGCCACACUUCUCAGGAGCCUGAAAAGCAAAAAGAACAUUUCCAGAAGUCUCCAAGCAAGCGACAAAGAGAACCCAAGGAAAACAAAACCUACAAGCAAAAGCAAUGUGUUGUUAAAGAGCAUUCAUUUGAACCCACAGUGUGUUUUGACACAAAGUCAUGCAAUGAAUGUUCUUCCAGCAUGGACUCAUUUGAGAACACGAUAGUUGAAUCAAGAACCUCCACUUCCACUUCACGAGGCACAGAUGGGAUGCAGUCAGGCAGCUUUGGCUUCAAGCGUGCGCCUCCGACAUAUGAAGAUGUAAUCUCAGGGCACAUCUUGGAUAUUUCUGCUGGUGAUUCACCAGAUGAGCUGCUAAGGAAUUUUCAGAAGACUUGGCAAGAGAGCGAGCGAGUAUUUAAAAGCCUUGGCUACACCAUGUCAGAAGCUGCUGAAGCAGAAGUGAGAAGCAGCUUCCAUGAGGAAGCAGAGUUUAUUAGUGAAACUGCAACUUCAGGGAAAGGAAACGUGCCUACUUUGUCAAAAGAGGGUUUAUCCAAUGGAGUGCCUGCUUGCCGACAAGCAGACUUUUCAUAAAUCAUGUUUCCGAUGUCACCACUGUGGCAGUAAAUUAAGCUUGGGAAAUUAUGCUUCUCUCCAUGGUAAAAUAUACUGUAAACCCCACUUUAAGCAACUUUUCAAAUCCAAAGGAAAUUAUGAUGAAGGCUUUGGACACAAGCAACAUAAAGAAUUAUGGAUUUCCAAAGAUCAAAA
Molecule: messenger RNA, 10522 nt
Organism: Sceloporus undulatus (fence lizard)
Lineage: Eukaryota; Metazoa; Chordata; Lepidosauria; Squamata; Phrynosomatidae
Gene: XIRP2
Product: xin actin binding repeat containing 2
Exons: 9
Coding region: 287-10345 (3352 amino acids)
Biological process (GO): actin cytoskeleton organization; actin filament organization
Cellular component (GO): stress fiber; focal adhesion
Molecular function (GO): actin filament binding
Source: RefSeq, a predicted model, not a curated record